Molecule: messenger RNA, 1641 nt
Organism: Elaeis guineensis (African oil palm)
Lineage: Eukaryota; Viridiplantae; Streptophyta; Magnoliopsida; Arecales; Arecaceae
Source: RefSeq, a predicted model, not a curated record
AUGGCGUUUAGAGCUGGAGCCCACCCCUCGCCGUUGGAUGACAUCGGGCAUGGCACUCAUGUGGCGAGCACAGUGGCAGGGAACACGGUCGCCGAUGCCAGUGUCCUCGGCCAAGCCUUAGGCAAUGCGGUGGGCAUUGCACCACGUGCUCACAUAGCGGUUUACAAGGUCCUGUACAAUAGUAUAGGCACAGAGAGCGAUAUCCAUGCCGGCAUAAACCAAGCCAUCGCCGAUGGCGUCGAUGUGCUCCAAAUGUCCCUGGGCGCAGCUUCUCUCCCACUCCAUAGAGGUGUCAACCUGGGCUCUUUUGCCGCAAUCCAGCAUGGAAUAGUCCCUUGCGCUGCCGCCGGUAACUCUGGCCCGCAGAAAAGCGUCAUCUCCAACGAUGUCCCCUGGGUCCUGACCGUCGGGGCGGGCACAACGGAUCGAAGAAUCCGAGCCACGGUGAAGCUUGGGGAUGGCACGGAAUUGAAUGGCGAAUCUGCUUACCAACCAAGUGGGUUCCUCAACCAAAUGCCAAUUGCGCAUCCGGGAGCCAGUGGCAUUCAGGCCUACAGGGAGUGCAGAACACUGUAUGGGCUCAACGUCGGAGGUAAGAUUGUCUUGUGUUGGGGAAAAGCGGGUGGGGGAAACGUUGCCAUGGGCCGUGUAGUUAAAGCUGCCGGAGGAGCCGCCAUGAUCGUUUUGAACGAUCAGUUCCAAGCGCUCACCACCGCAGCAGAACCGCAUAUCCUUCCGGCGGUCCACGUGAACUCUCUCAACUCUCAGAGUAUUCUGAAUUACAUUGCUUCAACAUCCACACCAACGGCAACCAUUGAAUUCAAUGGAACGGUGUUCGGAGUCCCCAUGAACCCGGCGGUCGCUACCUUCUCCUCGAGAGGCCUGAGCUUGGUGAACCGUGGCAUCGUCAAACCGGAUAUCAUUGCACCCGGGGUGAACAUACUUGCUGCAUGGCCCGUUGAGGUCGGGCCUAAUCCCACCGGCAUCACCAACACUUUCAAUUUCCUCAGUGGCACAUCUAUGGCGACACCCCAUGUUUCUGGGAUUGUUGCUUUACUCAAGAACAUCCAUCCAGAAUGGUCUCCAGCUGCGAUCAGGUCGGCGAUCAUGACAACGGCAUACACUACAGAUUUUGAUGGGAAUUUUAUCAGGGACCAAUUCCCUGAUACUGGCCCUGCUGGCAGUUACUUCGCUAUGGGUGCGGGCUAUGUUAAUCCUUCAGCGGCAGCAGAUCCAGGCCUUAUUUACGACAUCGAUGAAAGCGAGUGUAUCGCCCACCUUUGCGGCACAGGAUUUUCAAAUAGACAAGUCACCACUAUCGCCCAGCGUCGCAUCGAUUGUUUUGCUCACUUCCGAAUGACUGCAGAGCAACUGAACUACCCCUCUAUCUCGCUGACUCUAGAAGCCGGUGAAAAAAAGAUCAUUAAUAGGACGGUGACGAAUGUAGGAGAGGCCAACUCGGUUUACUCGGUGCAGAUUCAUGACCCGCACCGGUGGAUGUUUCUACCAACCAGCUGUCUUUCUUUUAUGUGGGUGAGAAGCAAAGCUAUCGUAUCCAGUUUACAACCAGAAAACCCACUCCAGCACCUGGUUCGGUCAGUCGAGGACAGCUUUCAUGGGUUUCAGACAAGCACGUUGUAA